CAAAAGAAAAAUAAAGGCACCUCAACUUUCCCUCAUUUAUGUAGGACAAUCUUAUAAUAUGCAUCCAGAUAUACUCCAAUCACACAAGCUGAAAAUUGUUCCACUUUACUGCAGUUCUGUAACCAUAUGGGAACCAAUCCUGUCUGUGUUCUGGACACAUCCAAAAUUCCUGCUGAAUGACCCGCCCUGGGAGCGAGUUACCAGUGACCCACGGCUGGGGCGGCCGGAGGGUGCAAUGGGGGAGGGGAGUGGGGGCAGCAAAAAACCUAGAGCCGGCCCUGCACUCACGUACUCAAGGAGCCAGAACAGUACAGGAGGGGCAGCAACUCUUCUUUUUUCUCUUCCAAGACAAAAGUGGAUAAAACAAAACAGAACUAUCUGCUGGUCCCUGAGAGACUUUCCAUUCUCUUCACCAUCAGUCCCAGGGAACUUUCUGACUAUGCUGACAGUGUUCCCCAACCACACCUUAUCGUUAGUACUGUUUCCACAAUACUAUUCAUAUGGAGCCCUGAAAUUGGCUGCAAGAUUUCUGAGGGUAAAGUUGCAUGGUCCAAACAUGUAGCCAAUACCCUCCUCUGCUUUUCUUUUAGUUCGAUUAGUCAUCAGCUCCAAGUUGCUUAUUAAUUCCUUGACAAGUUGAUACAAGAUUGGAGAUGAUCUUCUGCUGGGGUGGCAACACUAGGGAAAAUGACAAAUUUUCUUUGGUAUUAUUCCGCUCCUUGCCACAGCCUGUCUCGCUGAGAUUUCUUGAAAGAGGAGCUAUCUGCCUUUCCAAACAAUCAAGGCUGAACGAGGAAAUGACGGGUCAGUGAUAUAUGAGAAAGUAAUUUUAGGAGUUAUGAUUAAUCUUAUGGGAUACAAACAGCACUUUUUAAAAGCAGAGGAAAAAAAAGAGCGUGACUCAUGUCACUGCAUAAGUUUCUACUGUGCAGUUUCCGUCAUUGCAGCAGCAUAGCUGCCCUGACAGCCAGGUGAUACAGGGAGCUGGAUGAAACACAGGGAAUGCGUUUAACGUACACUGUUGCAUCCCUCUUCCAAAAAGAUCCAAUUGCGCUUUGCAGACUGUAUAUAUUAGGAUCACUCGUUGACUAUUAAAAUGACACUACAUCUGAGGCAGAAUGCAAAAUACAUUCUGCGUCAGCAACACUAUAUAACAGUUGUUAGGGAGAAAAGUAAAGCAACCUAGCUACCAUAGUGACUGGGCAUUUUAUAAUAUUCUAUCUGGGAAUGUGUCUCCAGUUGAAAUUAGAUGGAAUUUAGGCAGCAUGUAGCCAAAGUAGGAGCAGCCAGGAUAUGGGCUAAUAGAUCUACUCAUGCAAAAAGUACUAUGCAAACUUUAAUGAUUACAAGUGACAAGGAAUUUUCUUUUAUGCCCUCUCUGAGAGGUGAUACUAUUAGCAGCACAGUGUCCCAUAGCCUCACACUAGGACAGAGUUUUAAAAAAUUCUGUGGAAAGAAUACCACCUUCAGAAUUGCUAACAUCACUUAUUCCUGAGGCAUUCUUGCAGCUCUAUCCAAGUAUACUGACCAGCUCAGAUCCUGUAUAGUGUACAGCGGUUUUCAGGACAAUUUUUUGGUGGCCCCAGAGUGUGGCCACCAACUUUUGCCCAUGGCCACUCUCACUUUUUCCUAAAAUAUUUAAUUAGCUUUAGGAAAAACAAAUAAAUAUGUACAUACACAGGUCCAAAUCAUUGUCAUUUAUUUAUUGCUAGGUAGUAAGUCUGUUGUGAAAAGUGAUAUUAACAAACACACAAAUAUCAUUUUUCACAGCAAUUUACUCAGCCCUACCAAGACUGGAGACAAAUUAAGCCCCGGAUGGAGUGUCAGAGGAGUCAGCGGGAGUCUGGAACCCGAACCCCUGCAGCCAGAGCCCAAAGGUUGAGCCCCAGGUGUCUCCAGAGGGGGGUAGGUCCCAACCCUUGCUGGUGGCCUCAGCAAUCAACACCAAGGUGGGCAUCCAUGAGUAAGGGAGGGGCUGGGGGGGGAGACUACUUCCCCCCCUCUCGCCCCCCGCCAUCACAGCCCAGAUUGCUUUGGUGGCACAAAAAGCCCCUGGUGGCCAUAUUUGAGAAAUGCUGGUGUAGGAUAUCUGAUGAGGUUAUAGCACAAGGUGGAAUGGCAACUGGCUUUCUUGAGGCUGGUGAUGGAAAAAGAGAAAUUAAUGAUAACCAAGAUAAGACUAAGUAAAAGCCUAUUUUACAUAGUAUAUGUCUGGGGCUAUAUCUUUAGAAAAGCUUUAGAUUCUCUUCGUGCUCACAUUCUGUGAGGAACUGGGACUGUUCUUAAUGUGGUCUUUGAAUGCUGAGUGGGGAGUGUUGGCUGGGAAGGCCGGGGAGUGUGGCUAGGAUGAUCUGCAUUGGGGGAUGGGAGACUGCCCGUGAGGGAGAAUAUCUGAGCAUGUAACAUGAGAACCCAGGAAGGGGUUAGAGGCCAGGUGACACCUUUGCCCGGGGAAACUGAACAAAGGCUGUGGGAGAGGUCGCUGGAAGGGGAGUUUCAGAGCUGGCUGGUGGAAUGGCUGGGAGGCAGAUGGGGCUCUGACCCCCCAAGGGGCUGUGGUGCCCUGGGACCCCAAGAUGCACCUAAUUGGGGGGGAUCCUGUUGUCUGUGCCUGCAAGACCUGUCUUGGACUGUGUUCCUGUCGUCUAAAUAAACCUUCUGCUUUACUGGCUGGCUGAGAGUCAUGGUGAAUCGCAGAAAGCUGGGGGUGCAGGGCCUUGUGUCCCCCCAUACUCCAUGACACAUUCUCUUUGAUACUCUGUGCAAGGGACCAGAAUAUGGACUUUUUCAAAAGGUAAAUUCUAAACAAGUGAUACAGUGUGGGAGACUUGUCUCCUAGUCUCCAGUUUUCCUAUGCAGGCUCCCUAGUGGCAGUUCAGCAUUGAAGUGCAGGAGAAAACUGCUCGAUAAGGAUAGGUUUCAGAGUAGCAGCCGUGUUAGUCUGUAUCCUCAAAAAGAACAGGAGUACUUGUGGCACCUAAGAGACUAACACCUUAGUCUCUAAGGUGCCACAAGUACUCCUGUUCUUUUUGCUCGAUAAGGAUGACUCCUUCAGGUGGGAGGCUUGGCCCAAGAUCAGUCUUUCCCUACACUCUGUUCAGAGAAGGAGCUAGAGGUUGGUCUGCUCCUUCCUUUCCCACCCAAGAGCUGGCUAGGAGGGAGCAGGUCCCCUUGCAGUGCAUUGGUAUUGUUGUCUUUAUUAUUUGCACUGCCACUUCACAUUUUCAAAGCACUUUACAGACAUUAGCUAGAAGCCUGAAGCUAAUCAGCUUCCUUUAGCAACGACCAUCACUGUGAUAAAGAGAUACCCAUCCUUAUGCAUAUGCAGUCAACCAAACAUACAGAAGCAAAUACCAAGAAAAUGCAUGUAAUUUGCUGAUUUAGCCUUAUUUCUGUUGUCAUUCUCUAGGCAGGCAGAGACUUAAGGCUUCCAUAGAAGCCUUCCGUAGAAUCAUCUUCACAGUUUUAAAAUGUACAACUGUAUAUAACCCCAUAUAUAUAUAAAAUGAGCAAAAUAUUCCUCUUUAGGACCCCCAGUGGGCUAGCUUUCCAGCCAUCAUUUAUAAGUAUUGAUAAUGACGUGUCUUUUCACUCCAAUUUGCACAGCUAAAAUGCCCACUUCAUUUUUAUUGAAAACUGCCCACGGAUAACUAGGCGGAGAACUCCUGCUCUCUAUACCCUUUUGUGCAAUUAUUUGUAUGCAAAAUGUUGCCUUCAGGAUUCAGUGACUAUGACUCCAUCCCCAUAUUGGCAGAAGUCAGCUCUAGAAGAAGCUACAAAUCAGGUUCAAUUGAAAGCCAAAAUUUCAAGGGGUUUUCCCAGCAAGAGCUGAACCUCCUGAGUCUGCAUCAUUGGGUUGGAAAUCUUAGGGUACAUCCAGACUACCCACCGAUUUGGUGGGUAGUAAUCGAUCUAUCGGGGAUCAAUAUAUCGCGUCUCGUCUAGAUGCGAUAUAUCGAUCCCCGAACGCGCUCCCCGUCGAUUCCAGAACUCCACCAGGGCCAGCAGCGGUAGCGGAGUCGACGGGGGAGCCGCAGCUGUUGAUCCCGCGCCGUGAGGACCCAAGGUAAGUCGAAAAAAGAUACGUCGACUUCAGCUACGCUAUUCCCGAAGCUGAAGUUGUGUAUCUUACAUCGACCCCUCCCGCCCCAGUGUAGACCGGCCCUUAGUAGCACAGGCGAAAUAGUCCUCUUUAGGGCCCCCAGUGGGCUAGCACCAGCACUGGUCAGAGGGACUCCUGGCCAGUCGAGCUAAGAGAGGCGGGGGGGACUCCUGGCAAGGUCAGGGGUCAGUUCCCAGGGGGAUGGACUCUGGCCUGGAAUCACCCACCCGGCUAGGGAACAGGGUAACCAUAUUUCAGGUUCCUCAAAAGAGGACACUGGAGAGGAGGGAGCUGGAGGGGGUAUAGUUGGGUGGGCUGGAGGGAUGUGUCCGUACUGGGAGGGUUACCUGGGGGGUGCUGGAUGGGGUACCUGUGGCCGGGAUACUCACUGGAGGUAGUGUGACCAGACAGCACGUGUGAAAAAUCGGGAUGGGGACGGGGGUGGGAGGUAAAAGGAGCCUAUAUAAGAAAAAGACCCAAAAAUCGGGACUGUCCCUAUAAAAUCGGGACAUCUGGUCACCCUAACUGGAGGUGAGGGGCAGUGUUACUCCCUGUCACAGUGGCAAGAGCAAGCCCAGGACCCAGUGCCAGCCGUCAGUCAGUGACUCCCUGUGGGACCCCCUUUCCAGGGCUGGAACCGGGGUUGCAGGGGAAUGGACCAAUCAGCUGCUGCAGUUGCAGGGGAGGCACCAAUCCGGGCUCUUUCUGAGCGGCAACUGUCGGCUGCAAAAAAGGACUGGGUUUGAAAUUUAAAGUGUUGUGAUUCUCAGAGUUUUGUGCAGCUGGCUGCAGGUGGAAUCACAUGCUGCCUAAAACCGGCCCAUUGGCCUAUUCAUCCAGCCCCGCCCUCUCUCUAGCUGCAGGCCAGAGCGAGCAGAUGGCAGCUGGAGAGAGAGCCCGGGAAAGGCAGCUCUCCUUGGGCAAGGCCGCCUGCAUCCUCACCGGGGCAUCCCGGGGCUUCGGCCGGAGCCUGGCCCUGCUGCUGGCCCCGCGGCUGGAGACUGGCUCCGUCCUGAUCCCGGUGGCCCGAUCCCAGGGGGGCUUGGCCGAGCUGGAGGCUGAGCUGCGGUCCAGUUUCCCCAGCUUGAAAGUGCAUUCCGUGCAGGCUGAUCUGAGCACGGAGGACGGGCUACAGCUGGUGCUCCGAGCAGUCCAGGACAAGCUGCCGGGAGCGGCUGAUCUGGAGCGGCUCCUCGUCAUCAACAACGCGGGAUCACUUGGAGACAUUUCCAAAUCCUUUCUGGAUUUCACCAGCCCAGCCGAAGUCAACAGCUACUUUGCCUUCAAUGUCACCUCGGCGCUCUGCCUCACAUCCUCCAUCCUGAAGGCCUUCCCGGGGCGCCCUGGCUUGUGCAAGACUGUUGUGAACAUCUCUUCGCUGUGUGCCCUGAAGCCCUUCAAGAGCUGGACGUUGUACUGCACUGGGAAGGCCUCGCGGGACAUGAUGUUCCAGGUGCUGGCACUUGAAAACCCGGAGGUGAGAGUGCUCAGCUAUGCCCCAGGGCCUCUGGACACGGAAAUGCAGCAGCUGGCCCGCACGAAGUCCGCAGACCCGGAAGUGCGCGAGCAGUUCCUCCGCAUGAAGCAGAGCGGGCAGCUGCUGGACUGCAGCGUGUCCGCCCAGAAGCUAGUGACUCUGCUGCUGCAGGACACGUUCGCCUCUGGGGCACACAUAGACUUCUAUGAGCUGUAACCCGCCAGCUGCUGCUUCCCCCCGCCCCGGCGUCUGCGUCUGCAACUGAGCCACGUAUAAAAUACCCUCGGCUUUCAGAGGGAAACCAGCUACCGGACUGUGACUCGCAUUUCAAAUAUGCACCGGGCGGAGAGCGGACCGCCCAACAAGGGGGGCCUUGGCCGGUACCCGGGGGUUGCGGUAGCCCUGGGGUUGCCGAGCCAGCACUCCCCGGACAGGUCACGGGGGCAGCAGCAUGGGGUUGGGAGGAUGCGCAAACAGCGCGGUCACCCUGGCAACCGCCGCCCAGGGCGCCCCCCACUCCUAGCUGCCUGCCCGGCCCGGCAGCGCGACUCCCCCGCCUACGCGGCUCGGGCCCCAAGCUCCCCCUCCCCCGCCCCAUGUUCAGCAGCGGGCGGUGAAGGUGGCUCGUCCCCGGAGAGGGGGGGUACGCCGGGCGAAGUGACCAGUCCCCGGCCAGGGUCUCGGACUUGGCGCGGGGCAGGGCCCUCCCUGGGCAGCCGUCGCAAGGCCGCAGCCGCCUGCAGCGCUCCUCAGGCCGGGCCUCCGCCGCGGUGACCGCUGCCCCCCCCCAGCCCGGCGCGUUACCUCGCCUUGGCAGAGCCGGGUCAGAGAGAGUAGUUGUGUAAACGGGCAAGUGAAAUGUCACUGUUGUGUUAUCAGUCAUCAGGGUAAAGGAGGUGCAAGGACGUUUUGCGGCUGGGCUGGGAAAUGUUCCCGACGGGUUGCAGGGCUGGUUAACCCGGCAGCAUUCUUAGUAAGGGGGAAAGUUGACUGUCCAUUCCUGUGGCAUCAACGUUGUAUGUUUGCAAGUGAAUACCUGCUAAAAGAUACACAUAUUGUAUCAGCUACAAACUUGUGUUUCUUCUGGCUAAGUGUCACCCAAUGCUUAGAUUGUAAGUUGUUCAGGGUAGGGACUAUAUGUUAUGUUUGUACAUCACCAAGCCCACAAUGAAGCUAGAGCAUGUAGAUGGUUCUGCAAUACAAAUUGAAUAAAUCGGCUUAUCAUGGGGGGGUGCUUGGCCCUGCUGGCUUGAUGCCUUAUUCAUGGGAAAGUUGGUAUUACACCCAGAGACUAUGAUUUUAAGUUUUUACAAACUGGAAUAGAAUUUUGAUAUUAUAUUGUGCUUCUCAUAUUCAUAGUAUCUCACCUACUUUACAAAGCAAUGAAUGGGAUGCAUAUAUGCAAGAACUGUGUACAUAAACAAGAAUCAGAUGCUCA
This is a messenger RNA of Malaclemys terrapin pileata, 7017 nucleotides long. RefSeq names its product sepiapterin reductase (gene SPR). The coding region runs from base 4905 to 5795 and encodes 296 amino acids. Lineage: Eukaryota; Metazoa; Chordata; Testudines; Emydidae. The record is from RefSeq and is a predicted model, not a curated record. Gene Ontology annotation, molecular function: sepiapterin reductase (NADP+) activity. Gene Ontology annotation, biological process: tetrahydrobiopterin biosynthetic process. The transcript has a single exon.